Messenger RNA from Kuraishia capsulata CBS 1993, 1317 nucleotides. RefSeq lists its product as uncharacterized. NCBI's taxonomy places the organism in Eukaryota, Fungi, Ascomycota, Pichiomycetes, Pichiales, Pichiaceae. The transcript has a single exon. Gene Ontology annotation, cellular component: mitochondrion. Gene Ontology annotation, molecular function: metalloendopeptidase activity; metal ion binding. Gene Ontology annotation, biological process: aerobic respiration. The record is from RefSeq and is a predicted model, not a curated record. The coding region runs from base 1 to 1317 and encodes 438 amino acids.
AUGUUUUCUAAAAGGUUUCUUUCAACUUCGGUUGCCAAGGCCAAGAUCACCCAGUUGGCCAACGGUUUGACCGUUGCUACCAAAUCGGUGCCAUCGUCAACUUCCACGAUAGGUCUGUACUCUGCCGCCGGUUCCAGAGCUGAAAACCCAUACAACUCGGGUGUUUCUACUCUGUUGGGAUCAGUUUUGGCCAAGUCAGCGUACUCUUCGUCGCUUGCUUCCGGUGUUAUUGUCAGUUCCUCGAACUCGAAGGAGACCACUGGUGUGACAUUCUCCUUCGCCAACGGAGCUCUAUCAGAUGCUUUGUCUGUUUUCGAGAAGACUCUUUCCACCAAGGCUGUUGAAUCCACCUUCUCCGACGCCGAGUUAAUCAAGUCGGAGGCUGAAAAGGCUGCUAGCUUCUCCGAGUCUCUCGAGGAGAAGCCAAUCGAGAGAGUGUUGGAGCACCUGACCUCCACUGCUUUCCAGUCCACCUCAUUGGCCUUGCCAACUUACGGUAAGGCUGAGACUGUUGGUACUCUGGAACCAAUGGACUUGACCUCCUUUUUCGGAAAGUACUUCAUCAACUCCAACCUGGCUUUGGUUGGUACCGGUGACGUGGACCACGAGAAGUUGAUUGAGUUUGCUUCCAAGUUGACCUUUGCUUCCGGUGUCAAGCCAGUCACCAAGCCAGCCAAGUUCUUGGGUUCUGAAGUUAGACUCAGAGACGACACUUUGCCAUCUGCCUACGUUGCUAUUGCUGCCAAGGGAGAGUCAGUGCUGUCGCCAAACUACUAUGUGGCCAAGGUUGCGGCCAAGGUCAACGGUAGCUACUCUACUGCCAGCCCAUUCUACAAGUUGCAGGGUGGUAAGCUCGCUGACUUGGUCAGUGAGUAUCAUUUGGCUGACACUUUCUCGCACUUCUCUACCUCCUAUUCCGACACCGGUCUUUGGGGAUUUGUCACCAAGAGCUCCAACAUCGACAACUUGGAUGACCUCAUCCACUUCACCUUGAAGGACUGGGGUAGAUUGUCCACCUCCAUCUCUGAGGCUGAAAUCGAGAGAGCCAAGUCCGCUUUGAAGGUUGAGCUGUUGGGUACAGAAGUCACUCCAUUGGAGGCUUCCGACAAGCUGGCCUCUGAUGCUCUUGUUUCUGGAUUCGAGGCAUCCGCAGCUGAGAUUGUUUCCAGAAUCGACAAGGUGACCACUUCUGAUGUGACCAAGUGGGCCCAAGCUACCCUCUACGACCAGGACAUUGCCGUCUCGGGCACUGGACAGAUCGAGGCCUUGUUUGACUACAACCGUAUUAGAAACGACAUGUCCAUGAUGAGAUGGUAA